AUGAGUUCUCGACCAACAGAAGAACGUAAUCAAGAAGCUACAGUAUAUAUAGGAAACCUUGAUGAAAGAUGUACAGAAGCUUUGAUCUGGGAAUUGAUGCUUCAGGCGGGGCCUGUAGUAAAUGUCCAUUUACCAAAAGACCGUGUAACACAAACUCACCAAGGGUACGGAUUUUGCGAGUAUAUGAGCGAAGAUGAUGCCGAUUAUGCGAUAAAGAUUAUGAAUCAGAUUAAAUUAUAUGGAAAGCCGAUUCGUGUCAAUAAGGCGACAUCAGAUAAAAAGAACUUGGAUGUAGGCGCAUCAUUGUUUAUUGGAAACUUGGAUCCGGAUGUUGAUGAGAAGAUGUUGUAUGAUACGUUUAGUGCGUUUGGGGUUAUUGUGCAGACACCAAAGAUUGCGCGAGAUCCUGAUACUGGAAACAGUAAAGGCUAUGGAUUCAUCUCAUACGAUAAUUUUGAUUCAUCGGAUGCUGCGAUUGAUGCUAUGAAUGGACAGUAUCUGAUGAAUAAACCAAUUACAGUGUCAUAUGCGUUUAAGAAAGAUGGCAAAGGGGAGAGACAUGGAAGUGCUGCUGAACGAUUAUUGGCGGCACAAGCAAAAAAGAAUCAAAGCCUACCAAACCGUCUUUUCGCAGAUGUCAGAACCACACCAGUAACAAUUCCUCCUCCAUUACUGACAUCCAGUGUUCCAUCAUCACAGCCACCUCCGCCACCAAGACCACCCAUGAUGAAUGGUAGUAGUGGUGGUGGGAGUGGCGGUCCUUCUCAGGUUUAUCCACCUAGACCGUCAAUGGUACCAGGAGCACCUCCACCACAAUACAAUUUAUCAUCGACAAGUAAUCGCCCAUCUUUUGCUUCACCUGUACGACCUUCAGGUCCAUAUAGCCAGUAUCCGCCUCCACCUCCCCCGCCUUCAAAUCAAAAUCAUAAUCACUCUACAACAGGCCAACCUCCUAAUCCAUAUAAUAACAAUAACGGAUAUCGAUGA
Messenger RNA from Ambispora gerdemannii, 987 nucleotides. NCBI's taxonomy places the organism in Eukaryota, Fungi, Glomeromycota, Glomeromycetes, Archaeosporales, Ambisporaceae. The record is from the annotation of a GenBank genome assembly.